Molecule: messenger RNA, 1054 nt
Organism: Helianthus annuus (common sunflower)
Lineage: Eukaryota; Viridiplantae; Streptophyta; Magnoliopsida; Asterales; Asteraceae
Product: protein sym-1
Exons: 3
Coding region: 217-870 (217 amino acids)
Cellular component (GO): membrane; cytoplasm
Source: RefSeq, a predicted model, not a curated record
CCAACGUUAUUAACAGAGGUUUCAAAUUUCUUAUCGCAAACCCUAUUCAAACCAUAAAAGAUUCCCACAAUCCAAAUCACCACCAACACGAUUCUCUCCACAAAUAAGAUUCCAAUCUUCAACAAUUUAAGAUACAUUAAUAUUUCCUUUCAAAUCAACCACAAAAUUUGAAGACAACCCCACCAAUUUAUUUGAAAAAUAAAAAAAGUUGAUGAAAUGUUGAAGGCUUGGAGAUGGUAUAAACAUUGUUUAGCUGCACAUCCAUUGAAAACACAGGUACUCAGCUCCGGUAUCAUUUGGGGACUUGGUGAUCUUGCAGCCCAGGCUGUUACACGCGUCACCGCUACCAAGAAGAAUUACGUUUUUCAUUCUGAAGAUGAAUGCGAUCUACGGAUCAACUGGAGACGUGUGGUUACCACGAGCAUUUUUGGGAUAGCGUUUGUUGGCCCGAUUGGGCAUUUCUGGUAUGAAGGUCUAGACCGGUUUUUGAUAUUUAGACUUCAAUACCCGCCAAAGUCGAUGCGAUUCGUUGCUACGAAAGUGGCACUUGACGAAAUCAUAUUCGGGCCGAUGGAUUUACUAGUGUUCUUCACUUACAUGGGUUUUGCAUUGGGGAAAAGCGUUACUCAAGUUAAGGAAGAGUUGAAACGCGAUUUCCUUCCGGCACUAAUCGUAGAAAGCGGGACAUGGCCCAUUGUUCAAGUGAUCAACUUCCGAUUCGUACCCGUGAGGUAUCAGCUUCUGUAUGUAAAUCUUUUCUGCUUCUUGGAUAGCUGCUUUCUUUCAUGGCUUGAGCAACAACAAGAUGCUUCUUGGAAACAAUGGUUUAGAAGUUUUUUCGUUGAUAAAGUUAGAAGGCGGGGUGGAUGAGUCCCUCUUACCGAGUCAACUCACUCAUCUUCUCGAAAACUAUUGACUCAGAUAGUUAAAGUUCUAGCUUCGGUUACCUUUUUCGUCAUAUGCUAGUUUUACGAGAGAUAUCGUGAGGAGAAAACAAGGAAGUUUUUUACGAAUGUAAAUAUUCAUACUAAUUUUCUAAUAUCACUUUUGUUUC